Messenger RNA from Manduca sexta (tobacco hornworm), 5493 nucleotides. Its product is annotated as titin-like. The transcript has 4 exons. NCBI's taxonomy places the organism in Eukaryota, Metazoa, Arthropoda, Insecta, Lepidoptera, Sphingidae. The record is from RefSeq and is a predicted model, not a curated record. The coding region runs from base 122 to 5293 and encodes 1723 amino acids.
UCGAGUUAUUUUAACAUUGCGAACACUUAAAUAUUUUAUAAUGUGUAGGUAUUGAUUACAAUUGUUUGCAUAGCUGUUGUACUCCUAUGUAACGUUAUGAAUUGUUCAAAUAUUUACAUGUAUGUAUCACAGGAUAUUGCGCAUAUAUAAUAUUAAAACAUUAAUUGUUCCUCAUAAAGCGUUCAAUAUAUUGUACCUAUGUAACUACUGUAUACAGUUAUUCAUUCGAGAUCACGGUGACCACAAGAGCCUUCUACGUACAAACCUUUUCCAAAGUCCGGUAGCGAAGAGUUCGUACGUAGAUCCGGACGCAUUUUUCCGUGAUUCAGCGAUAAAGAAGAGUUUCAAAAAUUAUGCUCCCAAUAUAGACGAACCCCAAAUAAAUCAGAAGCAUAAUGGACGUAAUCUACCAAAUCGAAGAAAUGAGCUUAAGACGCUAAUCAAUCACGGGAUAGCUAACAACAAUGAAGACUUCAAAUUUUUAAGUCAAUUACAGCAAAGCCAUGAGAAUACCGAUGUACAUAAAUUGUUGAAAAAUGAACAGGAAUCCCAAAAAGAUGUGUUAGAUCAAGAACUUAAAAACUUGCUGCAUGAAAACCAACUAAGUAACGACUUUUCCGUGGGCGUUAAAUUUUCAAAACAAUCAAAUAAGGACCUUAACGAUAAAACAUCAAAUGAUAAAUCAACCAAUCAAGAACUUAGUGACCAGAAUAACAAAGCCUUGAGCAAAGAAAAUUCACUUAUUAAAACUCAGGUUGAUAUAGAUAACAAAGAAUUAUCUUUGUCUAUAAAUGCACCAAACAUACAGAAAGAAACCAAUCAAGAGACAUCGUCAAAUCAUAAAGAUAUUCGGAAUGUUCCGCAGCGUCAAAACCAGCAAGUUUCGAGCCAUAAAGAAUCCAAUGAAUCGUCAAUAACUUCUACAGACGAAUUCAAUAAACAAUCGCAAAAACAAACUUCGGCUUCAUCACAACAAAGCCGACAAGAGUCUUACAUAAACCAACAAUCACAAACAGAACAAGAUUGGGUCAAACAACAUAGCCGCCAAAUAAAUGAUAAACAAGAUACGACCGUCUAUCGAAGUAAAUCAUCUGUAACAAAUGAUAACGUAUCAGAAUCUAAUACAAAGAAUUGGAACGUCGAAAAUCAAUUUGAACAAGAAUCUGUUAUUGUAGAUAAUAUCAAGGCUGAAGAGAAUGUAACUAAAGACGACUUUAUAUCUAACAAAAAAAGUAAUCGAUUAGAAUAUUCAUAUGAUUUAGAAGAAGAAGAGGAAGAAGAGGAGUUUUGGAGAAACGAAGAUGCGUAUAUUGACGAUGAUACCACUGAUCCUGGGGAACUAAUACAUUUAACAAGUCAAGAUGAACCAGCAAUAAAGCCAAAUGAAGAAACAUCUCCGCAAGAUGAUCAAAUAAAUUCACAUAAAUCUUUUCAAUCACAUCGAGGUCAUCACAUCCCUUUACAGCCAGUACGAAAUCCUUCACUAACAAAAUCGGAUCAAGACGUAACCCCUGUAAAACAGACUCGAAAUUCAUCUUUACCACCUAUGCAAAACAAGCUAAGACAAAAUCAAACACCACUACAACCAAGUGAUGAUCACCUGCUUUUACUACCAAAUCAACAUAAACCUCCUACAUUGCCAGAUGAGGAUCAAUCCUACGCAGACUUCAGUCGAAAUCCACCUUUCUCGCAAGCAGAAGAUGAUAAACCUUCUAUAUUAACAAAGCAGAAUGAAUUUGCACCACAAUCUCAAAGUAAACCUUUAGGACCUCGUCCUAAACACAAGCAAACGAUCACACUAAUUAAACAAUCACAGAUAAAUAAAGAAAGUGAUUCAUGGAAAGAUUAUAAGAAAACCAAUAAAAAUGCUGACGAAAAUAAUACGAUAUCGCAGGAUGAAGAUCAGUCAUUACAAGAGAAACCGGCUCAAGAUCAAACUACAACACAAAGCAACACAGAUCGGACUACUACAGAAUUUGAUCAAGAUCAGCCACCUUCACGACCGAAGAACAAUGGACUUCUUCCACAACCGGAACAAAACAAGCCACUGACACAGACAAAACAAGAUGAGCCCUUGCCCCAACCAGCCCAAAAUAAACCACUUUUACAACCGGAACAAAACAAGACGCUGACACAGACAGAACAAGAUGAACCCUUGCCCCAAUCAGGACAAGAUAAACCACUUCUACAAUCGGAACAAAACAAGCCGCUGACACAGACAGAACAAGAUGAGCCCUUGCCCCAACCAGCCCAAGAUAAACCACUUUUACAACCGGAACAAAACAAGACGCUGACGCAGACAGAACAAGAUGAACCCUUGCCCCAAUCAGGACAAGAUAAACCACUUCUACAAUCGGAAGAAAACAAGCCGCUGACGCAGACAGAACAAGAUGAGGCCUUGCCCCAAUCAGGACAAGAUAAACAACUUACACAACCGGAACAAGAUGAGUCCUCGCCACAACCAGGACAAGAUGAGCCCUUGCCCCUAUCAGGACAAAAUAAACCACUUCCACAACCGGAACAAGAUGAGUCCUCGCCACAACCGGAACAAGAUCAGCCUUUGCCCCAAUCAGGACAAGAUAAACCACUUGCACAACUGGAACAAAACAAGCCGCUGACACAGACAAAACAAGAUGAGCAGUUGCCACAACCAGAACAAGAUGAACCACUUCCACAACUGGAACAAAACAAGCCGCUGGUACAAAUAGGACAAGAUGAGACCAUGCCACAACCACUAGAUAAACAACUUCCACAACCGGAACAAGAUGAGUCCUCGCCACAACCGGAACAAGAUCAGCCCUUGCCCCAAUCAGGACAAGAUAAACCGCUUCUACAAUCGGAACAAAACAAGCCGCUGACACAGACAGAACAAGAUGAGCCCUUGCCCCAACCAGCCCAAGAUAAACCACUUUUACAACCGGAACAAAACAAGACGCUGACACAGACAGAACAAGAUAAACCCUUGCCCCAACCAGCCCAAGAUAAACCACUUUUACAACCGGAUCAAGAUAAGCCUAUGCUACAAACAGGGCCAGUACAAGAUAAGCCCCUGAACCACCUGGAACAAGAUAAUACCCAGCCACAGUCAAGACCAAGUAAAUCUCUAUACGAGCCAGAUCAAGAUAAAUCCCAACUUCAUCCAGGACAAAAUAAGCCUCUAAACCAGCCAGGGCAAGAUAAGCUCCUACGACAGCCGGUACAAAAUCUGUCCUCUACAACACUACAUAGGAGUAAACCUAAAUUAUCCAGUCCAGACGAUCUGCAACUAGACCAAUAUCAAGCAAAUCAAUCUAAGUACCCUCAGCCAGAGCCACAUAACAAAGACAACGAAGGUUUCCAGAAUCAAACACCUCACACAAAAGAUUCAUCACAUACCUAUCAAGAGAGUGAGUGGACUAAGCAUGAGCAAAGAGAAAUUACAUCACCAUUGCAUAGUCAAGAAUCAACAAAACAAUCCGAUCAUAAGCAAACAAAGAACGAACAAGAAACAAAAGAUCAAGUUCAAGAUGUACUAAAAUCAUUGCCUAGUCAAACUGAGGCAACAAUUCAACAAACAGAUAGUUUCAAUAAAUCUCAGCAAGAUAAAAUUUCAGUACAAUCCGACCAAGAUAAACCGACAGAAUUCCAUCAAGAAAAAAUAACUAAACCCACACAAGAUACGACAUCGCCUAAUGUGAGCACUGAUGAAUCUACACCACAAUCUAAUCAAGAUAAGUCUACUAGCAUACCUAAAAACGAUAAUGGUAAUAGUCAUCCUAAUCAAAUAAAACGUGAAACUUUACCUGAGCAUGAAAAACCCGUAACGAAAUCUGAUCAAGGCAAGACUGACACUAAAGUUGACGCGAACAAUCCUGCAUACAAACCUGGUCAAGAUGAGAGUAGUAUCUUACCUCACCAAGAUAAACUUACAAGAUUACCUAAGAGCGAUGAAACAACUAAACUGGAACCUAAAACUAAUGAAGAUAGGCCUUUAGUUAUACCAAAACAAAAUAUUCCUAUAUUGAAUUCGCAUGAAACUAUUCCUACAAUUCAACUGGUAUACACUAAAUCCCAAAAGGAUAAACCUCAUCUAAGUGAAACCCUACAGAAAGCUAACCAAGAUAAACCUUUGUCCAUAAAUAAGCCCUUAAUUAAAUCUGACAAUGAUAAAGAUAACAUAAAUAAACUUAACCUAAAUGAAAAUACAUUUAAGGCUCCCGAAGAUAUAUCUGUAAUCAAACCUGACCAAACUGAAUCUACGUGUAAUAAAAGCAAACCUAGUAAUCAUAAACCUAUGUCCGACCAAGAUACACCAGCAAUAAACAUUGGUGACAAGAGAACACCAGCCACACCUUAUACAGACAAACUUGCAUCUGAACCUAAACAAGAUAAUCCAGAUGAAGUGGCUAUUACCACAAUUGGCCAAAAUAAAUCUGCAACCAUACAAGGUAAACCCAUAUUGCAAUCUAUACAAGACAAGUCUCCUAAGCAGCCAGAUCAAGAUUAUGUUACAAUUAAACCUGCGACUGAACCGUCAGAUGAGCCUACGAAUGAACCCGUUCAAGAACCUAAAACUACUGAAAUACCUGAUCAAAAUAAAUCUAAGGCAGAAUCUGCUCAAAAGGAGCCAAUGAAGCAGCCUCACCAAGAAGUAGUAAAAACGAACAUUAUUAAACCUAUCACAAUGAAGCCUCCAACCAAACCUGAUCAAGAACCUAACCUUGUAGUAGUACCUGAGAAAGCUAAACCAACCGAUUCUACUGAAAAUAAACAAUCAAGGCAACUAAAUCAAGACGUGCCUAAGUUCGCACCAAAGCCUGAUCAAGUUGCAAUCACGCAAAAACCUAAUCUAGAACCACUACCUAGAGCAGUACCUAAUGUUGAUAAGCCUGCUAUUAAUGCUAAACAAGAUAAACUAGACCAAUCUUUAAUGAAAUCCAAUGAUAAUCAAUCUAAACAUAAAACAGAUGAAGAGCAACCUAUAGUUACUCGUAAGCACCCAAAUUUUAAGAAACCAUAUUCAACCAACGGCGAUGAAGGCCUACAAUCCCAAAAUAGUGAAGAUACUGCACAAAUUACUAGGUCUAACAGUUGGAGUGAGAGGGAUAGUUACUCUGAGAGGCGAGGACGUUACGACCUCUCUCGAAGUAGUAGCAUACAUGACGUACAACAAGCGAUCGAAACGGAGGUGAACUAUAAAACCCUUGUAGUGAGCGACGGGUCUAACAGCGGCAGAUGCUACUGCUCCUGCGACAUCAACAGCAAGCCAGUCUUCAUCAGCCUGGACCAGCUGCGUGGGUGGCCGACAUUAUAAGACUUUAUUUUUAUUGGAACCUAAACUCUAUUAUAGUAAAAAAAAGAAGAAAUGUGAUAAUUGCAGCCUUGUUCAGUUAGCAUACACUUCUAUCCAGCGAACGACUUGCACGUUUAUACUUGACAAAAAAACACCUGCGAAUGUAAUCUAGAUUUAUCUCUAAAGCCAAUCGAAACACCAAGUAAAAUGUUUGGUAUAAA